AAAUGUAACGUCAAUGUCAAAUCGUCAAUCAACCUGAUGCGUUGCGAAUUUGUCGGAAACUAUCCACAAGUUUAAAAUAAAAUUAUGAGGGAGUGAAUCAUCUCAUUUAGUAAAACAGUGGUAUUAGUUUAUCGUAGAGAAAUUCUGAAAGAAUUCAAUAUGCUCAUACGUUGUGGUCUCUUGUUAUUGUGUUUGAACUGUGUGAGGACAAGUGAAUAUAUUACCAGUGAUGGGGCAACAAGAGCUCGUGUUGCAGAGUUCAAUAGAAGGUUUUCACUGUGGCCUUCUGUACACAAUGCUGCGAAGUUACUGAGAGUGAGGAGAGAGGCCGAGGUCAGUUCUGUUCUCCAGACAGAGGGUGGGCAAGACGUCGUUGCCACUGCAGAGAAGACCGCACAAUCGGGGGAUGUUAAACCUCCUUCGGGUCCUGAAAUAAAAAAUGGAACGAAAGAAAAAGUAGCUUCUGACCCACCACCAGCACCCACUGGCAAUGCAACAAUUGUCAACCCAGCUCCGGCUCCAGUGGUCAAUGAGACAAAAUUAAAUGCAACAAGUACAGACAAACCAAUAAAGAUUGAUCUCAACAAUCCUGGAGUAUUGAAGAGAGGAUUCAUCGUGUUUGGAGGAUUUGCGCUGCUGGCAGUCGCUUAUUUCAUAUUCUACAGGAAAAAGAGCAAGAAUAACGAUACAGGAAACGCUCAUAGCACAAAUGAUGCGAACCAGUUCCGAUACGGGGUACUCCAGUCAGAAGAUAGAAGGGAUAACUUGGAAUUAUCCAGGGUUCCCCUGACCAUGGAAUCUGAUGAAGACGAGGAUGAGGAUCUGGAGAUUUUCGACCUUGAACAAAAGAAGAAAUCACUGUCUUACGUCAACCUACAGACAAAUGAUGAGGACAUUGUCUUCUCUCCGAAAGAUAGCACAGAUAAUGAUAGAGAUAACUUACUAUUAGAUAUUGAAGAUGGCGCCACCUCCGACACACUAAUUAAUUGGAGUAGCAGUGGCAGUAAGUCAAUAUUAUAAUUCCUGUUUAAAAUAUAAUUAUAAUUGUAUAAAUAUGCGUUGUGCAUUUAUCCGCCAUAAUCUGAAUUGAAGAUUUAUGACAUAAAAAGAUAGUUCGGUUGUCAAGUUAAAAUAAAAAUCAUAGUUUUAAAAUACUUUUAGUAUUAUUUUAGUUGAUAUUUCGCUUUGUUAUUACGUAAGAGAUACCGUUGUUUGAUAACCUGACUAUCUUUUUAUGUAUUCAUUAUUUUUUUAUUUAAUAGCUCUUAUAUAGGUUACAUAAGAGCUAUAGUUGAUUGUACCGUAUUUUAUUAGUCCAGUGCAAAAUUUGCGUUGAACACUAUUUUUAUGUAAAGAACAAAAUGGUAUGUUUUGUUUUGUAACCACUUAUACCUAAUUACCGCUGGUCUAAUUGUAAGGAGGUGAAUAUUCCAAAAGGCAUUUUGCAGUUCUCAUUAAGCACUGUAUUCUAUAAUUAUAGUAACGUGAUUCAGUGUGACCUUCACAUUCACGUUAUCUGAAACGCAAUAUGUUAUGAACAAAUAUUGAGAAACCGAUCUCAAAUACAAACAAACGCUU
This is a messenger RNA of Spodoptera exigua (beet armyworm), 1578 nucleotides long. The record is from the annotation of a GenBank genome assembly. Lineage: Eukaryota; Metazoa; Arthropoda; Insecta; Lepidoptera; Noctuidae.